Molecule: messenger RNA, 3482 nt
Organism: Lepisosteus oculatus (spotted gar)
Lineage: Eukaryota; Metazoa; Chordata; Actinopteri; Semionotiformes; Lepisosteidae
Gene: drd5a
Product: dopamine receptor D5a
Biological process (GO): G protein-coupled dopamine receptor signaling pathway; adenylate cyclase-activating adrenergic receptor signaling pathway
Cellular component (GO): plasma membrane
Molecular function (GO): dopamine neurotransmitter receptor activity, coupled via Gs; G protein-coupled receptor activity
Source: RefSeq, a predicted model, not a curated record
UUAAGUGAUCAAUAAAGGUUACAAACAAAUACUUCAAAAUGAAAUAUUUACAGAAUGUUUUCAUGAAACACGUUUUAUCAGUAGUGACGUGAUAGCCGAGCGAAUGGUCUGGCUUUGGACAAUGCCUAUUGGAAAUGGGUAAACGGUAGGCACCAAUUCUUAGCACACUUGUCACGGUUACCCCGUGCUUCAGAGGAUUUGAUUUUCAGACAAAGCUUUUACCAAGCAUGGUGCCUCAUUACUUCUAUGUUUUCUUGCUUGAAGAAUAUCAUCAGGCAAGAAGGUAAAACAGUACUCUUGCUAGCAAUGUGGCAGCAAAACCUUGCAGGACGCGCAAUGCCUCAGUUUGGUCCUUUACUGCUUGACCAGCCUUCAGGUAAUAAGAAUUUUUGAGCUGAAAAAACAAGCAUGGCUUCGAAGGAGAACGGAGCUUGCUGUCAGAUAACUCCUUCUUAGACAGCAAAGAGAAAUUCAGAGCUUUUACACUUCAGAAAUUCAUGGAGACUCCGGCGAAAUACUACUCAGAGCAGGAAAGUCACUCUGUUCCAUUUUCUCUGGGAGAAAUAAUGUGGAACACCACCGAAUCGGAGGCAACAACUGAUGGCAGAAAGGAAUUGAUAGUCCGGACGGUAACUGGAUGCUUGCUUUCCUUGCUUAUCUUGUGGACACUGUUAGGAAACAUUCUGGUAUGUUCCGCUGUGCUUAAGUUCAGACACUUGCGAACUAAAGUAACAAAUAUAUUCAUCGUGUCUUUGGCUGUAUCGGAUUUGUUUGUUGCAGUACUGGUUAUGCCAUGGAAAGCAGUAGCUGAAGUUGCGGGCUUUUGGCCAUUUGGCAGUUUUUGUAACAUUUGGGUGGCUUUUGACAUUAUGUGCUCAACGGCAUCAAUUCUUAACUUGUGUAUUAUUAGUGUGGACAGGUAUUGGGCUAUCUCGAGUCCGUUCCGAUACGAAAGAAAAAUGACUCAAAGGGUGGCCUUUGUAAUGAUCAGUGUAACAUGGACUCUCUCAGUUCUCAUUUCAUUCAUACCUGUGCAACUGAACUGGCAUAAAGCCAGCACAGAGGCAGAUGGUGAUACAACUAGUGGAGAAAAAACUGAAAAUUGUGACUCCAGUCUCAACAGAACAUAUGCUAUAUCAUCUUCUUUAAUAAGCUUCUACAUUCCUGUGGCGAUUAUGAUUGUGACUUACACAAGAAUAUAUAGGAUUGCCCAGAUUCAAAUCCGAAGGAUAUCUUCUUUAGAGCGAGCGGCGGAGCACGCGCAAAGCUGCAGGAGCAACAGACUAGAAUGCCAGCACCAUACUUCGCUGAAAACAUCAAUUAAGAAGGAAACCAAAGUCUUAAAAACUUUGUCGGUGAUCAUGGGAGUUUUUGUGUGCUGCUGGCUGCCGUUCUUCAUUUUAAACUGCAUGGUCCCGUUUUGUGACCGACCGUCAACUGAUAAUAAAGCUGGUCUUCCUUGCGUGAGUGAAACUACUUUUGACGUGUUUGUCUGGUUUGGUUGGACAAACUCUUCCUUAAAUCCAAUUAUCUAUGCGUUCAACGCAGACUUCCGAAAAGCCUUUUCUAACCUUUUAGGGUGUCGUAAUUUAUGUUCAAGCACCGCAGUUGAAACAGUGAACAUAAGUAACGAACUAGUUUCAUAUAACCAAGACACUCUGUUUCAUAAAGAAAUAGUAACUGCUUAUGUAAACAUGAUUCCGAACGUGGUUGACUGCAUUGAUGACAACGAAGAUACUUUUGACAGGAUAUCGCAGUUAUCUCACAACAAUGAAAUCGUAACUGAUUCAGUUUGUGAUUUGGACGACUGUGAAGCCGAUAUUUGCUUAGACAGAAUAACACCUUUCACUCCUAAUGGUUUACAUUAAUGCUUGUUUACAUAACAAUGACAAAAUAUUUUUCAUUAUAUAAAGUACAUAAGAAUGUAUUGUUCAGAUCUAAUGUUUCAGAUUCAUUAUCAAAUGAAAUUAUAAGUAACUGUAAUAUUGUCAGAGUAGAUAUAUGAAUGUUUGACGUUAUACAUUCUAAUGAUAAAGUAUACAGUAUCUGUUUAAUGAAAUAUAUAUAAAUUGUUAAGAACUAACUGUAUGUUCAGUUUACUUAGAACGCAGGAACUACGUGAAACAUCAGCAAAGUGUAUUGUAGAAAUUCACACCACAUUCCCUAGAGUUCAUUGAAAAGAAAAAUCAUCCUUUACAAUAAAUUGGCUAUUAUUAUAUUUACAUUUUGGUAUAACAAACUUCACCACAGCUAUCUGCAAUCCUAAUAGUGCAACAUUCGUCAUGUUUGCUUAAAUUAAAGUGAGAGAAGUAAAAAGUAAAAAAAAGGAAAAUCUGAAGCUAUUCAGAUAGGUAAAUACCUAUUACCUAUUACCAUACCUAUUCUGAUAUGCCAGUGAUACAUGUAGAUAUUACAUUUUAAAGCCUUAGUAUGUUUUUGGACUUAACAAAGUGGGUUUUAUUUUUAAGAAUAAAAAGUCAUGUAUGUUUGCUCAUGAAGUAUGCAUAAUCAUGGACUAAUGGUAAAUAUUAUUAUUUUAAAUCACAGAAAUGCUUUCUCGACUUGAUAUUGGGGGUGCAUUAAUAAGGUUUCUUAAAUUGUAAAAUGUAAAAUGUAACUUUCCGUGUACACAUUGGGAAAAAUCAUACUGUGUGAGCAUUAAUAUAACUGAUGUAAAUGGUUCACUUGCUUAUCCUGUUUGGGGGAAUUGAGGAGUAUGAUACUGAAUGUAUUUUAAUAUGAAAUAUGUAAACAUUUUACUUUUUUCUAUUAUAAAUAUAAGUAAGUUAUAGCACAGUUUUAAUGAAUUAUGACUAAAAGGUGGUUUAGCUAAGAAAAAGCAGCAAAGAUCGCGAAUAUUCAACACUUAUAAAGUAUUAUUGGUUGUAAAAUGAUGCUGAAUAUAUCAGUAACAUAACUGAAAAUAAUUGCAUACAUUUCCAAAUACAAAAUGUACAAAUUUAUUCAUAUCAUGUAAAUACAGUAUGUUUAAAAUAAAUACAGUAAAUACAAUUCUCUGAAUUUUCGUAGUUAUCACGUACUGUAGCUGCAGAACGUUUUUUAGAACCUUCUGUAUGUCACCUUGAUUGUCACUAGGUUGACUAGGUUAUUUAAAGAGGUUGAACACAAAAGCAAAACACCCUGUACCCAUCAUCAUUGAGAACAUCAGAGUACUAUCUAAACUGCUAAAGUAAAAGAUCAUCAAUAUCAUCAACUAAAAAAAGGUGUUCAAGGUGAAUGGUAUGGAUUCUAUCAAGGACUUAACAUUUUUAACCAAUAUAUGGAAUUAUAAAAAUGUUUAAGUAGGAGAUUCACACCCAAGGUAAACAACGGGAAAACUUAAAAAAAAAAAAUAUCAUCCGGAUACAAUGUGUCCAAGACCAAAAUCUGAGGCUGACCUUGUGAAUCUGGAGCUGUGUCGGGGUGACAACAUAAAAAGAAAAGACAUCAGAAUUUGUUACCUAUGCUUUCUGUUUUUUUUA